AUGCCACUUUUCCGCUGGAUGAAAUGGCCAAGAAAUGAGUCGUACAAGUCCACACAUUACGCUGGCUCAGACAUAGUGACAAAAACUCUGCUUCGGGAAUUAAAGUGGCAUCUCAAGGAGCGAGAGAGAUUAAUACAAGAGAUAGAAAAUGAACAGAAAGUGAAAAAAACUGGUGUGGAUUACAACUGGCUGAGAAGCUACCAGAAUCCCCACGUAACUAUCCCAGCUACUGAACAAAGACAACUUGAAACCCUUUGCUCCCAAGUUCAACCUUGCCAAACCGGAACCAUUCUCAGCAGAUUUCGGGAAGUUUUGGCAGAAAAUGAUGUACUGCCAUGGGAAAUUGUCUACAUCUUCAAGCAAGUUCUGAAAGACUUUCUGAGCAGUCCCGACAGAGAUCACCAGCACCAGGGCCCACAGGACCCCUGGGGUGCUCGCCACCCUCCCUCAGGGCUUGCGGGCGAAAGCUCCCAGAGUCCAGACAAGGAUGAAAUACCCACUAUUUCAAGUUAUGUAGACAGAAACACAAAGAACAGGUUCCCAGCAUGCUCAUACAGAAUAUGGAACCUGCCGUAUUAUCACCCAUCAAAUUAA
This is a messenger RNA of Dipodomys spectabilis (banner-tailed kangaroo rat), 594 nucleotides long. It is a transcript of the gene Rd3l, whose product is annotated as RD3 like. The transcript has 2 exons. The record is from RefSeq and is a predicted model, not a curated record. The coding region runs from base 1 to 594 and encodes 197 amino acids. Lineage: Eukaryota; Metazoa; Chordata; Mammalia; Rodentia; Heteromyidae.